AUGGUAGACACUGUUACGCAAGCAGCACCUUUAAAAUCGUAUGUUCGCAUUGCGGAAGCUGUCCAUAAUUGGGCCAUAGAAAAUAAUAGUAAAUAUUGGGAUAGACAUAUUCAAGAUUAUGGACAAAUACACUUCACAGAGAAUGACCGCAAAUCAUGGUAUAUACGUUAUCCAUUCAAUCCUCCGUAUGCUGUUCAAUCGGCAUCACAAAACGAUAAUCAUCAACAGAGAAAAAUGACUGCUCUCAAAGAAAAAGAACGAGAUGAUGAAUCGAGUUUUUCUACGAUUAAUGUACUUCAAAGCAUUAGUCAUACUAUUGUUCCUAUGCAAACCGUAUCAUGUGAACCAGCUAAGCAUCUUAUUGAAUUGUUGCGUGAUAAAUGGGAGUUGCCUCCACCUGAAUUGAUAAUCUCAGUCACAGGUGGCGCCAGAAGCUUCAAUUUGCCACAACAAAGCCGUACCGCUCUUCAAAAGGGUCUGGUCGCAGCUGCUGUAACUGCCGAUGCUUGGGUAUUUACGGGAGGAACGCAUGCUGGAGUUAUGAAGGAUGUAGGUGAGGCAUUCGAAAAAUGGACAUACAAAACUACUAGUGUGGAUAAGACCCAUACUCGAGUUCCCGUUAUUGCAAUUGCAAGUUGGUAUUAUACAGCAAAUUAUAGUCAACUCAUUCAAGAACGAUCUCAGAAAUGGAACACCAAUUCUACACCCAUAUCAACGUUUGAUACUGUAGCUGAUCACGAAAAGCUCUAUCGCUAUUGUGCACCACAAAAGACUUCUAAAUCGUAUCCUCUUGAUCCAAAUCAUACUCAUUUUAUUCUUCUUGAUGAUAAAUGUGGUGCCAGUAACGAUAAAUGGGAACAAUACGGAUUUCCAGUUCGAGCCGACCUCACUAUUCAGUUGCGUGCUGAAAUUGAACAGGAAGCUCGUUAUAGUUCUCGUUAUAGGCAAAAUUAUAAAAUUCCAAUUAUUCAAAUACUGAUCGAAGGUGGUCCUUCAUCGCUUCUAACAAUGGUUGAAGCAGUAACGCAUGAAACACCUGUCAUUGUUAUUGAGGUAUGUGCUCAAUGUAAGACACAAUCAGACGAGCAAAUUACAUUUUCACUUUCACAGGGUACGGGUAGAGCGGCUAAUUUUAUUGCCAAAGCGUAUAAUGCAUUAUAUCAUAAUCAAAUAACAUAUGUUCCAUCAACAAACAAUAAUCCUAAUCUAGAACGACUUAUAAAAGAAGCCAAUGGAGAAAUUAUCACUAAAAGUAAUGAAAGCUGUUUUCGUGACAUGAUAACAUCGGAAAAAGGCUUCUUCUUAAUCAAUACAUUUCUACUGUGCCCUGACGAUUCCGAAUUCAAACUGGGUGAUGCCAUACUCGAAGCUUUAUUCCGGGCGGCAAGCAUGCCCAGACAUGAAGCGUCGGAUGCUCACGUACAAAAGCUCAAAUUAGCCAUGGCUUGGAACAAAUUUGAUUUGGCCGUCUCAGACAUGUUCAUUGAAGACAACAAGAUUCUAUGGACAGAUACUCAAAUGGACAGUGCUCUACUUCAUGCAAUUCAGCAUGGUUCUGUGCAAUUUGUUGAACUUCUCAUUGAGCAAGGUGCGUCGUUUGAUCGCCUUCGACGAUUGAUCAAUAUUAAUGACUUAUACAAAAAAAAAACUGGUCUACCAUUAUCGAACCAAAAAAUCGCACUAGACGAUAUUAACAAACAACAAAUGUAUUACACACAUUAUCUGAAUGCGGAAGCCCUGAAAACAGUCGACUCUUUUCAAGGAACUAAAGCGCCGCAUCUGAGCAAUAUCGAUAUCUAUGGCACUAUCGAGAAUCCCAUGGAACAGGCGACAAAUCUAAAUGGACUUGUUGUCUUCAAUGGAGACGAUGCUAUCAGACAAAGUGGCAAUGUGACACAAGUCUCGAUUGCUUUUUCAGAUUCUCGCUAUCCGUCUGUGACAAUUGAUAUGUUACAUGAUCUAGUUCUCUACGUCCUUUCGCCAACAUCCGUUGCCAAUUCUUUUCAAUUGAUCCAUAUGCAAAAGAUAUACGAGAGAGAUUGCAAAUAUCAUCAAAGCAAAUCAAUAUUUCAUGUAUACGACUUCAAUAUUUACAUCGAACAAGGUCAAUAUUUGGCUGUUGGCUUCCUCGAGAAUUCGCGCUCUCCAAGCUAUUUGGAUGACCAAGGCUUGUCUUAUGCACUUGAUAUCGACGUAGUCAAUAAACUCUCUUCGACCAAUGCUUCGAUUGAAUUCAAACGAUAUAUCAGAAGAGUAGCCAUUAGCUUUCAAUUAGUUCCCGUAUCGGAAUUUAUUCGUGAUAUAUUUCUUUGGUCAGUAUUUGCUGAUAGCUUCAAUUUGUCCAUCUGUUUAUGUUCACACAGUCCGAACGCAAUGAUUGCUGCUCUUUUAGCUAGUAAGAUUAAUAAAACAGCAGCUGAAUUGGCCAAUGACAAAGAGCUAGCAAUAAAAUACCUUAAAAAAAAAACAGAAUUCGAUGUACAUGCAGCACAAAUUAUCGAUAAAUGCUUUCUCCAAGAUGAAAAUUUUGCCCUACAACUAUUGACAACACGAUCACACUUAUAUUUCGGCUAUUCUUCGUUGAAACUAGCCGAAGAAACAAAUAAUCGUUCAUUUCUAGCCACUAGAUGUGUGCAAGCGUAUGCUGAUCGACUCUGUUCUUUUUCUCUUAUCACUACUUCACAACAAAUUGCCUGGAUUCCAAAUGAAAAUGUUGCAUCAUCACGUACAUACAUUAUCGUACAGAACGAGACCCACCCCUGGACAUGGAAUCUACUACGAAACGUGCUUGAUUGGGGGAUUUGGAAAAUUUAUGGACAAAUAGAUCUUAUCGACUACAGACUAGUUGAUGCACCGAAUAUUUCAGACGAUGUCUACAGUUUUCUCGAUGGCGGUAGCGAAUUACAUGCUAAUGUGAUGGAUUUGAUUGUGUUCAAUAUUGAUAAUUAUGUCGUCAGUGCUGGCACAAUCGAUAAGUUCUUAAUAAAUUUUUGCCGAGCUCCUACCGAAUCCAAUGCAAAAAUUAAAGUUUACAUUAUUCGAUCAAUAUUCAAUAAUAGGGAGCAUUUUUUUGUGCAAGAACAAGUGGAUUCCUUCGUCACCAAUCUCAGACCAUCUGUUGGAAUUCAAAAAUAUCAAGUUAAACCAUUCAAAGUACAGAAAGGUGACUAUGUUGGAUUCAAGUUUACCAAAAACGCUGGUGACCCAUUCACUAUUAAACAUGCCAGCUAUUAUGUUGAGCACAACGUUGACCAGAGCAUAGAAACAAAAGAAAUAAUGCAUUUUAAUCCAUGUGCCAACCAUGGCAUCACAGCCACCUAUACUAUGAGUCAUGACGAAAAUAGAGACGAUUCGAUUAGGAAGAAUAAUUUUAUUCUUUUCAAGAGGAAAACAGCAUAUUCGAGUCAUGUUGGAUUGACACCAUCAUCCGACGAUAAAAAACAAUUGAUUAUAGAUAAAAGUGGAAGGUCAUCCAUCGCUGUGCCAGUUAGACAAGAUCUCACCAAUCUGACUCAAUUUCAACAACGUGACAAUAUGUUACGUGAAAGCAGCAUUGCCCAAGACUACUUGCAACUUGUCAUAGAGAAUAUUAUGAGAGAAGAACGAGACGAUUCCAGUCGCGAGAGAAAAUCUCGAUUCAAGAACGAACAAGAAUCACUCAAAUUACAAAACCAACAAGAAAAACUCAUCGAGCUGCUCCAAAAGACUAUUAAUAAAAACCAAAAUAGAUCACCCAAGAAUAGUUGCAGCUCAUCUUAUGAUAAUGAUACAGCGGUAUGA
Messenger RNA from Rotaria socialis, 3780 nucleotides. The record is from the annotation of a GenBank genome assembly. NCBI's taxonomy places the organism in Eukaryota, Metazoa, Rotifera, Eurotatoria, Philodinida, Philodinidae.